Molecule: messenger RNA, 732 nt
Organism: Mytilinidion resinicola
Lineage: Eukaryota; Fungi; Ascomycota; Dothideomycetes; Mytilinidiales; Mytilinidiaceae
Exons: 2
Coding region: 1-732 (243 amino acids)
Source: RefSeq, a predicted model, not a curated record
AUGUCCUCUUAUGUAAUGGAUGAAGGCGCUCCCUUCGUUUCCCUUGCGACUCUUCUGUCCGAAUUCAGGGCCUACCAAAUGAAUUGGCGCUCCUCAAGCUUCUCAACCCAGCUUCGCUCUCUCCUGCUAUCCCGUCUCGAGGGCUGGGACAUCGACCAAGCGAUUGUUUUUGGCCUCGGCUGCGGUCGUCCGAUUAAGAUGCUCGCAAGUGACCCAGCGUUCGAAGAUCUCGACGAAUUCUAUCUUGCGCGGCGAAAUAUCGCAGUUGUUGAUAAGGCAGAGGAGCAUGUUACCUCCACCACAUUCGUGUUCAGCCCUUUUGCGCCAUGGCUAGUAGCCCUCGACGCCCUUCGCCGCUCGCCAGAGCUGUAUCUAGGUACCAGCUGGACUCAUGUUUUGGAACAGAGGCCUCCGCGAUCACGCCGGCGCAGGAAGAGACGACACCGGCCUGAAUUCAUGAAUGAGGAGCAGCGUGCUAAUUGUAAGACGUACUUAGAGAGCCGUAUAGAGAAUAGCUUCCCCGGCCUCGAAAUCUACAGACGCACUUGGAUACCUAACUCGCGCUUCAAAGAGCUAUCGGAGACGAAUUCCGAGUUCGCAGAUCUGACUGGAGACGGACUUAUCGGGUCUUUCCAGUUUCUUUGGCCCAAGCCCAUGCCUUUGCGGGAGGGACCUAAGGAGGAACCUAAGGAGGAACCGAAGGAGAAAGAGGAACCUAAUUCCCAAGCCUAG